Messenger RNA from Parnassius apollo (apollo), 1038 nucleotides. The record is from the annotation of a GenBank genome assembly. NCBI's taxonomy places the organism in Eukaryota, Metazoa, Arthropoda, Insecta, Lepidoptera, Papilionidae.
AUGGCAGGUUUUACAGAGAACGCAUUAAUUCGUAAACUACAAGAAUUGAAUUCUAGCCAACAAAGUAUUCAAACUUUAUCCUUGUGGUUAAUACAUCAUCGCAAACACCAUGCCGCCGUAGUUAAGACUUGGUUCAAAGAAUUGCUAAAAGCAAAAGAUACUAAACAACUCACUUUUAUGUAUCUUGCUAAUGAUGUCAUACAGAAUAGUAAAAAGAAAGGUCCAGAGUACGGAAAGGAAUUUGGAGAAGUGCUUGUUGAAUCAUUUCAACACAUGGCCAAGACAGGAAUUAAUGCAAAAACCAAACAUUCACUCCAUAGAAUAUUAUCUAUUUGGCAAGAGAGGGGAGUGUAUGAUGCUGCCAAGAUACAAGAAUUUAAAGAAGCUAUGGAUCCAAAUGACGCAAUUCCUAAAGUGAAAAAACGUAAAUCAUCAGACACUGAUAUCAAGGAGACUGAAAAGAAGCCAAAGUUGGAAAAUAAGGAAAACCGUGAAAGACGCCGCAGUGAAACAAAAGUGGAGGUUGAUGGCCAUAUAGAGACACACAUUACACUUAGCCCUAAAACUCCACCCGGCGACCCCCCAGAACCGGAGGAGUUAAUUAAGGCUUUAUUGGAAUUGGAAUCAAGUGCAUCAAGUGAUGAAGCAGUAAGGGAAAGAAUUGCUUCACUGCCCCCAGAAGUGUCGGAAGUGCAAUUAUUAUCUAAGUUAGAAGAUAAGGAAUCCGCAUUAAGCCUCAGUGCCAUAGUGAACUCAGCUGUGGAACUCUUAGCUGAAUACAAUCUAAGAUUGUCAGAGGAGUUAGAAAAGAGAAGAAAGGUUGCAGGCAUGUUAAGGGACUUUGCUCAAGCACAGCGAGAUCUCGCUAAGCAAGCGGAGGCUAGACUUGAGGAAUACAAUAUUAAACUACAGAAAAUCUAUGCAGUUAAAGCGGAAGUUAAAUCACACAUUGAGAAUCUGCCCGAUGUGUCGAGGUUGCCCGAUGUUACUGGAGGCUUGGCGCCUUUGCCCUCUGCCGGUGAUCUGUUCAGCCUCUGA